Molecule: messenger RNA, 428 nt
Organism: Schizophyllum commune H4-8
Lineage: Eukaryota; Fungi; Basidiomycota; Agaricomycetes; Agaricales; Schizophyllaceae
Exons: 5
Coding region: 137-325 (62 amino acids)
Source: RefSeq, a predicted model, not a curated record
CAGGGCCGCAUUGCCGCUCCGCUGGCGAAGUCAUUGCUUGGACGUGACCCUCACUACCCAGGGACCUUCGCGUGAAGCACCCUAACCCUUCGUGCACGUAUUCGGAGGAUUUUGGCAUCAGUGACAUCGAUCUGACAUGCAGGGCGCUAUGAUGGGUUCCCCGACUUCUACUCCCGUAGAUGCGUGCCGCGCGACGACGUGCAAUGCGUGCGGCAAGACGACGUGGACGGGCUGCGGGCUGCACAUUGAGCAGGCGCUGAAGGGGGUCAAGGACGAAGACCGGUGCAAGUGCGAGCGCGGCGGGGCGAGAUGCGUCGUAGGGUAGAUACGUCGCAAGCUAGAUCUUCCAUAAGGUUAUCAAGUAGAAUACGCCCAAUCAAAGGCUGCAGACCACGCACAAUCAAGAGAUACGGUCGAGAUCUGGGGAG